AUGGAUUCAACAACUUUUGCCAACGGUAAUUACAAAAGUUACUCACAGAUCGACACUUCUUCUCUAUAUCCCGCCUCCAAUACCACUUCCAGCAAUCCGAAUGUCGAUAUCUGGAACAACUUAACACACUCCCAGCUUCAGAAUGAACUCUCCAAUACUAGAACCGCCACUUCUGCCGCUAACAGCACCCUCUCAAAUUCUGCUUCUCAUUAUGAUACGGCAACUUCAUUCCCAACCUCCUUGCCAGGAUCGAAUACCAAUACAGGUAAGAGUAAACUAUCCAACGUCGAAAUGGAUCCGCUAUCUUUUCAGAUGUUGCAAUUGUCGACAAAAGAUCCUUCCUCAUCAUUGUCAAAUGCGAACACUCCUUCAAUGAUCCAAAAUUCUUACUUCUCCAACUCAAAUAUCGGGUUCAAUCGCCAAUUUAAUGAUACAGAGAAAGAGAACAACAACUCUAAAUCUAUUAACGCCGUCUCAAACCAAAGAACUAAUUUACAUCCUCAUAAUAAUACAAACUGGCCCAAUAGUAACACUUAUACUAGUUAUCUAUUACAACAACAACAGCAACAUCAGGCUCAAGGGCAAGCUCAGGAACCCCUCACGAAUCAUCACGUCCAAGCUGCGCAAAAUUAUCAACAUUUUAAUUAUAAGUCUAAGCCAACCUCUCAACCCCCAUCAUAUAAUAACCCAACUCAAUCACAAUUUUUGAGUAAUCAACUGAACUAUUUUAAUACUAAUACCAAUUCUAACACCAACAAUGUUACUUCACCUAACCACAAUAAUCACCAGUUUACAAGUAGUUUUGAUCCUAGAAAUCUGAAAAAAACAAUAACUCAUGAACCAUUAACUGCUGAAGAUGAACAGUUUGAUAAUGAAAGUUAUAGAACUAAAUUGCAAUUGAAAGACAUCAUUAUUUCUAAAUUGGAAUCUGAAUUAGAGAAGAUGAAGGAAUUCCAUGAUACUGUUUUGAAAACAAAAGGAAAUACACAAGGUGAUUUCGAGGUACCUAAAAAUUAUGAAGAACUAUAUCACAAGUUAGUCGAUAAAAUUCAAUCAACUGAGGCAGAAUUAAACGAUACAAAACUAAGACUAGAAUCGUUAGUUACUGCUAUUUCAAUGAAUCCUAAUCCGACCAAUUAUAAAAAUGGUAGAUAUGAUGAGCAAGAAGUCUCUCAUAAGAUUAUUUCAAAGUUGAAAUUACUCUCCGAAGAAAACGAAGAAUUAUCUAGAAUGCUAAGUUAUGGGAAAUCAAAGGAAAAAGAUAUAGAAAUAGCAUUAUUAAGAAAACAAAAUAAUGAUUUAUUAGAGAAAGUCUCCAAAUUAGAAGCAAAAUUAAAUGAUACCAAGUAA
Messenger RNA from Pichia kudriavzevii, 1350 nucleotides. RefSeq lists its product as uncharacterized. The record is from RefSeq and is a predicted model, not a curated record. Lineage: Eukaryota; Fungi; Ascomycota; Pichiomycetes; Pichiales; Pichiaceae. Bases 1 to 1350 code for a protein of 449 amino acids. The transcript has a single exon.